CUAAUACGACAUAGACCGUGCCUCUCAGCUAACUAUGCUGACCAUUUGCUCCUCUCAGUAUUAGGUUCCUAAGCCAGAAUUCAAUUUAUGCUUCACUUACUCACUAUACUUAAGAAAUAGAAUGCUAUUACAAUCACCGAUGUUGUAUCUUCUUCUAACUAGACCACCUUUUUCUUGUGCACCAUAAAGACCACCAAAGCAGAUUUGGGAGGUAGUACUCCCAUGCUGUUCAAGACAUUUACAGUGAUCAACACAAAAAUUACAGGUAAGGAAUUGCUGGAUUCGAGCGCCAAGAGAUGCAUGGAGCAGUAUGCUGAAAUCUUUUCGCAAGUUGUCACUGUUCAAAAAAUCAAAGCAAGGAAAAAAAGACUGCCAUUCUACUGUAUUUGAAAGACUUGAUGGUGUCCUGCCCCUCCUGCGCCUACAACACUAGUCCUGUACCUGGCGGCCUCCGAUUUUGACUGCCCUGCCUUCUUUUCCCAUCUGGUCCGGUGCAGGCAAGGAAGGGGCGUCUCUUGCAUCAUGGAGUCUCUGGUUCACAUUAUGUUUCUUCCCCAGCUCCUCCACAUGAUUCAGAUGUUCUCAUCAUGUGCUGCUUCUGCCCUCCCUCCAUUGCAAGGGAAAAAAUAUGCCGCUGCUUUGGCCCCGUUCCUCAUAAGUCAAAAAGGUCAAGCGCUACACAAGGGUGCAUAAAUAAGCACUGAUUAUCUCUAACAAGCAGGACAUCUCCACUCCUGUGAAUUAUGAAGCCCCUUGCAGAAGUCUUUUGUUCCGCUGUAAUAACUAUAUCCACAUUUUAGAUUUUUAUCCUAGACUAUGAAGCUGAUAGCUACUAUCUCAAUAAAUCUAAAAACUCUUAUAUUUCGUUGUGACAUAACCAGAAAAUUCUUAUUUGUCCUCUAUGGCAAUAUGAGUCUACUAAAUGUACAAAUUUUAUUAUUCAGAUAGAUAAAGUUGACAUGAGCGUGCGCAAAUUUAUCCUGAAACUUCGAUUCCUUGUUCCAUAUUGUUUAAAGAACAUCUAAAUGAGAGAAUAAAUAUGUAACAAAUGCAACCGCAAGAUUACAUCUUCUACUACCAUAGUAAUUACUAAAAAAAUUACAAAGAAAUUAUGCACGCGCGCGUUGCGCGCGCAAUGCACUAGUUGUGUACAAAACCGUAAGACGGCGGUGGAGGGCGCAUGUUGAACAGCAAGCCGCCUCCCCGAAAGGAAAACGUCAUUUUCAGUAAGGCCGUGUUCAUGUCUGAUCCAAACUGACUUCAGAGUCUCCAAUCCCUGUCUUUCGAUCUCCCGAUCCCGCCACCGGAGGCGAUGGCGGCGGCGCCAGUGGUAAGGUUUCCGGUCUUCGGCCUCGUGCGGCUGCUGGGCUUGGCCGCCGCGGCGGGCAUCCUUUUCUGGGCCGUCCACUACCGCGGCGGCAUGGCCCUGUCCACCGACGAGGAGAGCAAGCUCCCGAUUUUCAACGUUCACCCUGUGCUGAUGCUAAUUGGUUUGGUAGCCUUGAAUGGUGAAGCUCUUUUGGCCUAUAAAACCGUGCCAGGAACCAAAAAAUUGAAAAAGCUAGUGCACCUUGCCCUGCAGUUCCUUGCCAUGUUUUUGUGUCUAAUUGGUCUCUGGGCUGUCUGGAAGUUCCACGAUGAAAGAAAAAUCGAUCACUUAUAUACACUUCACUCAUGGAUGGGACUCACUUGCAUCAUCUUCUUCAGCUUGCAGUGGGCUACUGGAUUUUGGACCUUUUGGUAUCCUGGUGGAUCAAGAAGUGGCCGUGCAUCUCUCCUUCCCUGGCAUGUCUUCUUCGGUAUAUUCAUCUAUGCUCUUGCUAUCGCCACAAGUGUGAGCGGACUCCUAGAGAAGUCGAUCUUUAUGCAGAGCGCCAAAAUGAUUGGGCGCUUCUCCACAGAAGCCAUGUUUAUGAACUCGCUGGGGAUGCUACUGCUGGUACUGGGCGCCCUUGUUAUUCUUGCCAUUGUUAGUCCUGGACCUGGUAAGAUUGAGACAUACCGAGGCUCUUCAGAAUAAGAGGAAGUGAUUACAGAGCAGUUUCUUGAGCUGCAAUUUUUGCCAGUCACUGAGCAUUGCAUGUACGUGAUGUUGUACCCAGAAGUGUGAUUUCGUUCCUCUGACAUGGAUAGUCAGUGCUGAGGAUAACUUCGUAACUAUAACGAGGUUCACUUCAUUCCAGUAGCAUAUUUGUGGAUCAAGCUGACAGAAAUUACAGCCAGACUUCUGUAAACCGAGACUAUACUUCGGUUUUAUACAUUGGGAUAUAAUAAGUAGAGCUAUUGUUUUGGAUGAUCAGAGAUUACAUUUACCUCAGUUUUAA
Panicum virgatum (switchgrass) is the source of this 2324-nucleotide messenger RNA. RefSeq names its product probable transmembrane ascorbate ferrireductase 2. NCBI's taxonomy places the organism in Eukaryota, Viridiplantae, Streptophyta, Magnoliopsida, Poales, Poaceae. The transcript has 9 exons. Gene Ontology annotation, molecular function: oxidoreductase activity. The coding region runs from base 1313 to 2020 and encodes 235 amino acids. The record is from RefSeq and is a predicted model, not a curated record.